ACCAAAUGGGCCAUGUUCAACGUGACGAUUUGCUGAGCCGCUGAAUCAAUGUCGGCGAUGCCAAACUACGUGGAGCAGGCAUGGAGGCUCAGUGAGAAAGAGCUGGAUGAUGUGGAGGUGGUGGUGGACCUGCGCGACUGUUUGACCGAUGCUGAUUUGGCGCGAGCAAGCACCGCCUCCUCCGGUGGACGGGCUCCCGAUUUUCUGAGGGACGACCGAAGGGACCGAACGCCCAGUUCAGCGAGUCAUCUCAGCGAUGACAUCGACAUUGAUAGUGUUUUGAGGGCCUUGGCCUCUGAGGUCACAGAGGCCGAAGACAUCUUCCCCAGCUUGCUGUUGCCGUUGGAGCGGACGACCGCUGCUGCUGAGGACGAUGAGUUGGUCUUCAACAGCAACUGGUUGGGUGGCUUGAGUAGAAGGAGUUCUGCCAUUAGCGUACACUCGGAUGAGAUGUCAGUGGCAUUCCCAUGUUCUCCUGCUGAGACGACGUCAGGGCCGAGAGAAGCCAGUGAAGCCAGUCAGAGUCCUUCACAGGCUGAGGCAGACUUUGAAUUGCAGGAGGAGAUUCUCCACUCGGUGGAGCAUGACGAGCAGCUCACCGCCGCGUUGGAGCCCGACUCCAGCAGCGAUGGAGGUGUGCCGGCGCCGGCUGAGGUGGCAGAGGAUAUGAUUUCUGUAGUGGACAUCGGAGAUGAGUUGCUACCCAGCCAGGCCGAUGCGGAGUCCUUCCACGCGUUUCCAUAUAUGAUGAGUCCCAGGCCGCUGGAAAGCACUGUGGCGUCCCUGCUGCGAAGGCUGUCCUUGGAACAUCAAGUCGACGAGUCCGUGGCCAGUAGCAUUCGGGGAGUUCUGGAGGUUUCAGAGCUACUCGCGGCUGAGAUGGCUGCGAGCCAUUUAACCCAGGAGGAGAUCGAGGCUUUACCGUCGUUUCCCUACGCACCCUGCAAAGAGCAGCAGCACUGCGCCAUUUGUUUGGACGCCUUCGAGGAAAGGGAAGUGGUGACGAUGCUGCGCUGCCAUCAUUUCUUCCACAUGGAGUGUCUCGCCAGCUGGAUGCAUCGAGCCACGAAAUGCCCCCUGUGCCGAGCGUACUGCAUCGAGUGAGCGUGGAAGCAUCGAAGUCUGGCAAAUUGUAAGGUAAAUAGCCCUUCGACCUUUCCGAUUUUAGCAAGAAUGAUG
Messenger RNA from Cladocopium goreaui, 1179 nucleotides. Lineage: Eukaryota; Dinophyceae; Suessiales; Symbiodiniaceae. The record is from the annotation of a GenBank genome assembly.